GCUUAGCCCAGCUCUACUGUUUUUAAUCUCAUCCCAGUUGGGUUUUAAUUACAGAUCCAGAAUCUCAAAGACUGUAAUCCAUUCGGACUCGAGAUCAUUAAACCGACCCUUUUUCAACUUGAUCGCUUUUCGGUGACUAUAUUCCAAAAUGUCAGAUAAUGGCGAAAGGACUCUUAAGGAAGGCAGCAUGGUGGGUUUAAUCUGUGACGACGGAGUGAUUAUGGCCACCAGUUCGAGGGACCAUCUUUUUUACCUCCUGGAAGAACGCAUUUACUGCUGUGCCCCUCGUUCUGGAAUUGAACGCAAAAAAAUUCUGGAUGUGGGCGUGAAGGUGGACUACCUAACCCGUGAGUUGGGACAAAAGAUGACGGUGGCCCUGGUGCGGGACUUGUUGUGCCAGAAGUUCGAAUACGACGAGUCCGUGGAUGUCCUGCUGGGCGGCCAGGAUGAUUUGGGCCUCCAUAUCUACAGUUUGAAAGCAAAUGGAGGAUCCAGGCGGGUGAUAUAUGCAGCAAAAGGCAAAGAAUCUGAUGACGCAGUGGCUUAUUUGGCGGAGCACUGGAAGGAGUCCUUGUCACUGGACGAAGCUGAGCAGUUGGCUCGGGAAUCACUCAAAUUGGAGGACAAUGACUACGUGGAGAUAUGCGUCAUCAAUAGGGCUGAACAAACAGAGGAACCAGCUUCCGAUGAGGAUAACUAGUCUGGCAGAUCGCAGACCAGCAAUUGGUAGAUCCUUCAUUUACCUUCUAUGUAGUAGUUAAUCGCAUCAUUCCCUUUUCACGUUGAAAUAAAUGAAUUGUUAA
Molecule: messenger RNA, 803 nt
Organism: Drosophila elegans
Lineage: Eukaryota; Metazoa; Arthropoda; Insecta; Diptera; Drosophilidae
Gene: yip3
Product: proteasome subunit beta type-7-A
Exons: 4
Coding region: 149-700 (183 amino acids)
Cellular component (GO): proteasome core complex
Source: RefSeq, a predicted model, not a curated record